Messenger RNA from Sphaerulina musiva SO2202, 615 nucleotides. RefSeq lists its product as uncharacterized. Lineage: Eukaryota; Fungi; Ascomycota; Dothideomycetes; Mycosphaerellales; Mycosphaerellaceae. The record is from RefSeq and is a predicted model, not a curated record. The annotation marks the transcript as partial. The transcript has a single exon.
AUGUUCAUAUCAUCCCCAAACCCUAUCGAAGGUACUGAUUCAAAGUCGCCUCUGGACCCCAGUGGCUCCCAAUUCCCUUGCCAGGGCGCUACACUUCCCACAAGAGGCGGGCAAAUCAUGGCUGCCGGUUCGACACACCUGCUGGCUUUCAAUCUUGGUGCCGGCGAUAACACAGCCGUACAUGGAGGCGGUAGCUGUCAGCUCUCUAUCACCUACGAGACAGACCCGCGCAAACAGAAGGAUCCCUCGAGCUGGAGAGUCAUCUACUCGAUCGAAGGAGGAUGUCCCACUGACGCCCCAGGCAACCUCCAGCAGGGCCACGUAGUCGAUUGUUCUACCAAUGGGAGUACUACUACCGCUUGCGUGAACGAGUUCCCCUUUACGAUCCCACCAGGUGUGAAAAAUGGCCAUGCCAUUAUGGCGUGGACUUGGUUUAACACGAUCGGCAACCGGGAGAUGUACAUGAAUUGCAUGAAUGUGGAAUUGACUGGCGGAGACGGAUCAGAAGUCCCCGACUUCCCAGAACUCUUCGUGGCAAAUCAGGGGCAUCUGGGGAAUUAUUGCCCGACUACAGAACGGUUCAAUGUCAAAUUUCCCAAGCCUGGUGAAUACGUU